UUCUGAGAUUAAUUAAACUUCAUUGUUUCGAAGGUCAACUUGCCGUGAUUGCAAAAUACACUUUCGUAUUUUUCUCUUUAUUGUUCAAGACAAGAAUUAUAUAAACAACCAUAAUGUCGACAAUAAUUGAAGAUGAACAAAUGAAUAAUCAGCGAGUGUUGCCUCGGAUAGUUCUGAUAGCCUGUGGUUCCUUCAGCCCACCGACACCAAUGCACUUUCGCAUGUUCGAAAUUGCCCGUGAUUAUUACAAAACACAAGGAACACAUCACGUCAUUGGUGGCAUCGUUUCACCCACACACGAUUCAUACCAGAAAAAAGGACUCGUUGCUGGUACACAUCGAUUUGCUAUGUUAAAAUUAGCAUUGCAAUCCUCAACAUGGAUUAAACCCUCAGACUGGGAAAUACAGCAAACGGAAUGGUCACGCACAAUCUCCGUUCUGCAGUACCAUCAAAACUAUAUAAAUAACUAUAUCAAUUCACCACUAGAAAGUGACAUGAACGGUACUCUACCUAGUUGGAUGCCUCCCGGUUUGCGUGAGCGGCAGGAUGGUGUACAAUUGAAAUUGCUGUGUGGAGCUGAUUUACUAGAAUCAUUUGCAGUGCCGGGGUUAUGGGCAGAUAAGGAUAUUGAAGAUAUUGUUGGCAAUCAUGGUUUAGUGGUUAUCUCACGUAAUGGCUCUAAUCCUGAAAAAUUCAUUUUCGAGUCAGAUAUGUUGACAAAAUAUCAGAAACAUAUUACGUUAAUAACGAAUUGGGUACUAAACGAGAUGAGUUCAACAUUAAUACGACGUCUUAUUUCGCGCGAUCAGUCUGUGAAAUACUUGCUUGAUGACAGGGUCAUUGACUAUAUUCAAAUGCAAGGAUUAUUUAAUUGUAAAACUAAGUAUAUGAUUGGACUAAACCGUUUAACAACAUACCCACAAAAAUAUAACAACUUUUAUUUAAAUCGUGUUAAUACUAAUCCCAGCUCAUCCGUCAAUAAUUCGCCAUCUGAUGACGAAGAUGAUGCAGAUGAGCCGGUGAAGGCUGUGCAUAUGGAUCAGAGCGACUAUUCUAUUAAAAAUUUUCUAAAUAGUUUCAAUUUAGAUAACCGUAAGCCGUCAAGCAUGAACGUGUUUUGUUGUGGUGACAAUGAGAAUAUCGCCGCAGCCAAGAAGUUGCUACCAAGUCGUAAUGGGCCAGGACAAGUUGUGCAGGUGGUGACGUCCGAGAAGGGUACGAAAGUUGCAACGGAGGUCCAGCGCGCUGGCAGUAGUUGGGAUGAGUCUGAGGCCAAAAAGAAAAAGACAGAUGCUGUGAAUGUCUAAAAUUAUUGGUGUAAUGUUCCUGAUAGCGCUUAGAAAACAUGUGAAUGAUGAUGCAACCAGACAAUGGCUGUAAAAAGGAUGUUGUAAAUUGAGAGUGCUUGCGAAAAGUGAAAAAAUAUUCAAAUAAUUUAUACUUGCUUACGCUUAACUGAAAUGAAACUUCUAAUAUGUGUAUGUGUGAUGUUUGUCGAUAAUUUGCAGUUACAUGCAGUUUGAUGUGGUGAAACUUAUAGACUAUAAUAUUAGAUUAAAGCAGAAAGCUAUUUUAGCACUUCAUGAAUUUCAAAA
Messenger RNA from Bactrocera tryoni, 1595 nucleotides. RefSeq names its product nicotinamide/nicotinic acid mononucleotide adenylyltransferase 3-like. The transcript has 8 exons. Gene Ontology annotation, molecular function: nicotinate-nucleotide adenylyltransferase activity; nicotinamide-nucleotide adenylyltransferase activity. NCBI's taxonomy places the organism in Eukaryota, Metazoa, Arthropoda, Insecta, Diptera, Tephritidae. Gene Ontology annotation, biological process: NAD+ biosynthetic process. The coding region runs from base 114 to 1307 and encodes 397 amino acids. The record is from RefSeq and is a predicted model, not a curated record.